This is a messenger RNA of Octopus sinensis (East Asian common octopus), 1156 nucleotides long. Its product is annotated as periostin-like. The transcript has 8 exons. Lineage: Eukaryota; Metazoa; Mollusca; Cephalopoda; Octopoda; Octopodidae. Bases 65 to 982 code for a protein of 305 amino acids. The record is from RefSeq and is a predicted model, not a curated record.
UCAGAAGUGUGCUCUUCCAGACCAUCAUCGGUUUUGUCCAAGGAACACCACAACCAACAGCAAAAUGUUGAAUAUUUGGCAAUUCUGUUUCUUUUGUUUAGUGCCACUGGCGGCCUCAACUGCUCCCAACUUGAUGGCAAUGCUCUCUCAGCAGAAUGUCACCAUUAUGAUAGAUCUCAUCGAGGCUGCUGAUCUUGCUGAUUACGUGGCAAUGCAAGGUCCCAUGACACUGAUAGCUCCCACCGAUGAAGCAUUCAGAAACCAGCCAGCAGGUUAUAUCGACGAUCUAAAAGCAGACAAGGCCCGCAUAAAGCAUUACGUUAGAUAUCAUUUGAUACACGGUGACAUAUUCAGCUGGGAUAUCUCACGCAGCACCAACAUCCGGGCACAAAAUGGCCAUAUCCUUCGUUUUUACUAUCGUUCGAAACACUUUGGAGAAGUACCUUCUCUGAGAGUGAAUACAGCCAAUGUGGUCAAACACGAUAUCCAAGCUAAUAACGGCGUUAUUCAGUUGGUGGAUGAUGUCCUUAACGUGCCCGAAGGUACAGUGGAAGAGGUACUUGUGCGUGACAGCAACUUGACCACUAUUGCUAACAUCACAUUUAUUAGCCAUCUGAACAGCUUGCUGAAUAAAACUCGAGCUGGUCGUCGCCAGACAGUAUUUGCACCAAGUGACGAUGCUUUCGCAAGAAUGGACCAAAGUGUUUUGCAGAAAAUCAUCCAGCAUUCUAAUCUAGCGAGAGAGCUGAUGAGCUUUCAUAUUCACCCUGGAACUUUAACAAUUGAUCAGCUGAAAUCUUCACAUUCGUCGUUUAUUUCAACAAAUCUUUUCUUUGAUGAUAUACAUCUCAGCACGUCAGGAGGAGAAGUCCGCCUGAACCGUCUAGCCAAAAUUACUCACCCCAAUAUCGAAUGCGACAAUGGAAUGGUUCACAUCAUUGAUAGAGUUUUGAUACCGUCAAAAUUGCGACAUCUAGGCUAAGUCGACGGCGGACAUUUUCCGCGAAUGAAGAAAAAAAAGAGGCAAGCGCUGAUAGGCACUGAAUGUUUGAAAAUCACCUCUCACUUGAAUGCUUACCUUGCAAUGACAAAUGUGUGAAUUUUUUUUCAAUUAAUAAAGAUACAGCAGAUGUAAUAAAGAUAUAACGUACUUUUA